Molecule: messenger RNA, 2160 nt
Organism: Echinococcus granulosus
Lineage: Eukaryota; Metazoa; Platyhelminthes; Cestoda; Cyclophyllidea; Taeniidae
Product: Serine/threonine-protein phosphatase 6 regulatory ankyrin repeat subunit C
Exons: 12
Coding region: 1-2160 (719 amino acids)
Biological process (GO): intercellular bridge organization; male meiotic nuclear division; mitotic sister chromatid separation
Cellular component (GO): midbody; intercellular bridge; kinetochore
Molecular function (GO): protein kinase activity; protein binding; ATP binding
Source: RefSeq, a predicted model, not a curated record
AUGUUUGGUGUCGGAAACAGUUGCUUGCACGCGGACGUGCAAAAUAAUAACAUCAAAAGUCUUUUAAGAAAUUUGGCUGCUGGUGCCGAUGUGGAUUGUCAGAACCAUCAGGGUGAUACACCCUUGAUGUUGGCAUGUAACUCUGCAGAUACAAAAUGUGCAAAAAUUCUUAUUUCUUUUGGUGCAAAUACCGAAAAAACUAAUAAAUUUGGACGGUCAGCUCUUCAUAUUGCGGCUAGUAAUGGAAAUUUGGAUAUGUUUACUCUGUUGCUGACCAAUGGAGCCAAAUACGACAAACACGAUUGUGCAGGAAAAACACCAUUUGAAGUGCUUUUGGAAAAGCUUUCAAAAUCGCUUAUCAAAGCGCACUUCAAAAAGGCACGGCACAGCCAAUUGGGCACAUUGGAUCGUCUGACGGUGCUUCGACAGAUAAUUGAGGCACUCAUUUAUCUGAAAAAUCUCGGCAUCGUUCACACUACAGUUAGUUCUUACUCCAUCUAUCUAGCAGAUCGUGACCAUGCCAAGUUAGCCAAUUUUGAGCACGCACUAUUGUGGCGUGAGUGGUGCGAGGAAAGUGGAAGGAGGACGGUGGGACCGAGACUAUCAGAGGAGGAGAUCGUAUGCCUUGGGGCUUGGCUGGCUCCGGAGGUGGCACUACUCAAUCGGUCAUUAGGGCUUGAGGUAGAGAUUGGGACACAGAUGGUGCCUCAUCGUGCUAGGAGUGGUAGCGGUGGGGACUCUGCCUAUCGCAGCAUCUUUGGCAGCGGUGGCGCCGGUAGUGAUGAAUACUGCGUACCCACUCCUGCGACGGAUACCUUUGGCGUUGCCAGGGUAAUGCAGGAGCUCUUCGAGCCACGCUGCGCCCACCGCUUUUACGGAUCCACUCUUAUCACCAGCAGAGGAAAGUCAAUAGGGAUGUUAGUGGGGGCAGAAGAGAAAAAACUGCAGUUCCAUUUGCGCCCUGCGAUUAAGAAGGCCCUUCGACGCGAGUCUGCUGAAAGGGGCGAAGUCGAAGAUCUACAUAUUGCCAUUGAACGAGCUUUUUGGGACCUUCAUGACAGACAGGAACCUUUGCAGUUUCGAGGACAGAUAGGUGCGAGAAGCUGGUGCGAAGGCAAUGUAAUCCACACUGACACCACCACUAUCUCCUCCUUAAGCGAGGAAGCCUUGCUUUAUCCAGGUGAUCGGCUGUCAGAAAGUGAGAAGGAGAAUCAGAGUGGGGUGCUACAUGAAGAGGGGCGCUCAAUCACUACUUAUGAAUCAGCGGGACCAAACUAUUUAAAGGCUUUUAAACACACCAUGAAGUCUGGAGGGGAUUCAACCAAUAAAGCCGUAUUAAAGAAAGCUCAGUUCAGUAUUAUGCCCGGAUCUUCAGUGGGCGGUGAUGAGGUUAAAUCGGGGGAACAAAGGCAACUGAAUUUCAGUAGCCCGAUUUUAAUGAGGCAACUGACAAACUUUGAGGAGAAGAGGGUCCCCAAAGGACAAUCGACAAGUCUCACGAAGGAGCAGUACAUCGAAAUGGUCGCAAUCCCCUGCAGUCCACUAGGUCCGGGUCGAUCGCGGCCCCUCGUACCCUGGCGAAGCCCUUCUGCUCCAGUUUACCUUCCCCACUCUCCCAAAACCGCUACCUCUUCUAUGUCUUCCUCAUCGUCCCCCCUGAUGUCCAACUCUGAACUCGUUUCUGGACGGAAUUCUGUGGUCAACGGAGCAGGAAAAUGGGUCAAGAUUGUUGGUGGUAGCCAUGAUAGGUCAUCACAGCACGACAACCCCCGUUCUAACUCAAGGCACUUUUGGUCAAUCCUGUCGAGGAGAUUUCAAAGAGAGUACACGUCAAUGAAAUCGAAAAAAGCUCCAAUCAAACCGGCCUCCCAUUUAACCACUCCCCCAAUGGUGCCCGAUUGUGCUGUGAAAAAGCAGAGAAUAAGCGAUAAAACAACUUCGACAAGUCAUACUCGUGCACUUCUUUCCUCAUCGCCCUUUCUUAAAUCGGAUCCAGAGAUGCCUUUGCGAGAGCAGCACUUGUCUGAUGUGGACACAAAGUAUGUAAAAAUUUGUCAAGAGGCACAUAACACCACGACAUCAAACGUGAUGAGGCGAGUCAGGGGACAAAUUGAAGGUAUGUGUUUUCAGAAAACAGGGGAGGCGGCGAAGGUGACCUAG